Messenger RNA from Trichomonas vaginalis G3, 1128 nucleotides. Its product is annotated as pectin lyase-like family. The coding region runs from base 1 to 1128 and encodes 375 amino acids. NCBI's taxonomy places the organism in Eukaryota, Parabasalia, Trichomonadida, Trichomonadidae. The transcript has a single exon. The record is from RefSeq and is a predicted model, not a curated record.
AUGCUGAUAUCUAAAAGUUUUUCAUCAUUAUUUUAUGGAAAAUUCAAUUUGAAACUACAAGGUUCAAAAUUUUCACAUUUUUUAAAGCCUGUCAUCUAUUUUGAUUCAACCAGAUACAUCACAGGCGCUAUGUUCAGAGAUACACAAACAUUUACUGACGCAAAAAUUUCACAGUGUGAGUUUUAUCAAAUACAAAGUCAUGCAAUAUAUUGUAACAAAAACAUAGCAAAUAUUUCGAUAUCAAGAUCUACAUUCUUCUCUUGCUACGCAAUUGAAAAAUACGAUCCUCAUGGAGGAGCAAUAUAUUUUAUCGACUUCCUACUUGAAAUAGAAGCUUCAUCGUUUACAAGUUGUUACUGCCUUGAUACUGGCUCUUGUUUGUUUAUUAAUUCAUCAAAAGCAUUUAUUGAUUCAAUAAGUAUAAGUAAUUGUAGUCUCAAUAGGCCUUGCAAGUCAUGUACAUCAAAGGUUGCUAGUAAAUACGGCAAAAUGAAGUUUGUUAAUAACUCAUUAUCUCUCACACCAAAAAUUUCCGCUUUUUACGUAACUCUUACUGAACUUGGAGGUAUAGAGUAUAUCACAACAGCUAAUUCUAAAAGAGAUUCUAUAAAUGUUUAUUCAUCAGCUGUUCCUCUCCAUUAUGGCAAUAUAAUCAACUGUUCUGCUGAAAGUGGACUGUUCUCGUGUUCAAAUAAGGACACAUUUAUCACAUCUUAUUACUUUUCGAUGAAUGAUGGAUAUCUUUGCACUUUUGAGAAGAAAAACUUAUUAAUCUUUACUGAUUGCAUAUUCCUUGAUUAUGAUAGCCGUCCUAAUGGAGGAAACUUCGCUAUUCGUGGCACAUUCUAUUUAAAGGGAGCAAAUUUCACUCCGAUUUACAAUACCCCUGUUAUUGAAGAGGUUCUUCAAGAAAAACACACAUUAAGGAAACUAGUUGCAUUUUUGGUAUUUCUCAUCUUUAUUAUUUUAUCUGGUUUUAUUUUAUUCAAAUUUUAUAUGAAAAAUAUUCCAGAUUAUGAAGAACCGUCAGAAAAAAUUGAAUCUACUUCAACUUCUCCAGAAGAUACAAGUGAAAAUCAGCGCGUAAUUACUAAAAGACCAACAAAAUCAAAAACUAUGAAUUUUUAA